Messenger RNA from Oncorhynchus nerka (sockeye salmon), 1659 nucleotides. RefSeq names its product receptor-type tyrosine-protein phosphatase mu. The record is from RefSeq and is a predicted model, not a curated record. Gene Ontology annotation, molecular function: protein tyrosine phosphatase activity. The transcript is spliced from 12 exons. Gene Ontology annotation, biological process: protein dephosphorylation. NCBI's taxonomy places the organism in Eukaryota, Metazoa, Chordata, Actinopteri, Salmoniformes, Salmonidae. The coding region runs from base 1 to 1536 and encodes 511 amino acids.
AUGCGAGCUGUGGCAAGAAGGUUUGCUGUGUCUGUCAGCGUAGUGUCCAGAGCAUGGAGACGCUACCAGGAGGCAGGCCAGUACAUCAGGAGACGUGGAGGAGGCCGUCCCAUGCAGGAGACGGUGUUUGACUUCUGGGGGAUGGUGUGGCAGGAGAACACUGCUGCUAUCGUCAUGGUCACCAACCUGGUUGAAGUGGGCAGGGUGAAAUGCUGUAAGUACUGGCCAGACGACACAGAGAUCUACAGAGACAUCAAGGUGACCCUCAUAGAGACGCAGCUACUGUCAGAGUACGUCAUACGGACCUUCGCUGUCGAGAAGAGAGGAGCCCAUGAGAUCCGCGAGAUCCGUCAGUUCCACUUCACAGGGUGGCCGGACCACGGGGUGCCCUACCACGCUACUGGCCUCCUGGGCUUUGUACGUAGGGUCAAGGCGAAGACACUCAGCAACGCUGGGCCCAUGGUCAUCCACUGCAGCGCGGGGGCAGGCCGAACGGGCUGUUUCAUAGUGAUCGACAUCAUGCUGGACAUGGCAGAGAGAGAGGGCGUGGUGGACAUCUAUAACUGUGUCAGAGAGCUGCGCUCCAGGAGAGUCAACAUGGUGCAGACUGAGGAGCAAUAUGUCUUCAUCCACGACGCCAUCUUGGAGGCGUGUCUUUGUGGUGACACCACCAUUCCAGCCAAUCAGCUGCGCUCGGUCUACUAUGAAAUGAACCGAUUGGACCCCCAGACCAACUCCUCCCAGAUCAAAGAGGAGUUCCGGACUCUGAACAUGGUGACUCCUACGUUGCGGGUGGAGGACUGUAGUAUCGCUCUGCUCCCCAGGAACCACGAGAAGAACCGCUGUAUGGAUGUUCUUCCUCCUGACCGCUGUCUGCCCUUCCUCAUCACCAUCGACGGAGAGAGCUCCAACUACAUCAACGCUGCUCUUAUGGACAGUUAUAAGCAGCCGUCAGCGUUCAUCGUGACCCAACAUCCUCUACCCAACACAGUGAAGGAUUUCUGGAGGCUGGUGUUGGACUACCACUGCACCUCCAUAGUGAUGCUCAAUGAUGUCGACCCUGCACAGCUCUGUCCUCAGUACUGGCCAGAGAACGGCGUGCAUCGCCAUGGGCCAAUCCAAGUGGAGUUUGUCUCAGCUGAUCUGGAGGAGGACAUAAUCAGUAGAAUAUUCCGGAUCUACAACGCAGCACGGCCUCAGGACGGGUACCGUAUGGUGCAACAGUUCCAGUUCCUGGGUUGGCCAAUGUACCGAGACACUCCCAUGUCCAAACGCUCCUUCCUCAAGCUCAUCAGACAGGUGGACAAAUGGCAGGAGGAGUAUGAUGGAGGAGAGGGACGCACUGUGGUGCACUGUCUUAACGGAGGAGGCCGCAGUGGGACGUUCUGUGCCAUCAGCAUCGUGUGUGAGAUGUUACAACAUCAACGUUCUGUAGACGUUUUCCACGCCGUCAAAACACUGAGGAACAACAAACCCAACAUGGUCGACCUACUGGAUCAGUACAAGUUCUGCUAUGAAGUGGCUCUGGAGUAUUAGAACUGUGGAUGAACAACAGUCUCAGCCUGGACGCAGAACUGUGGAUAAACAACCGUCUCAGCCUGGACGCAGACCUGUGGAUAAACAACCGUCUCAGCCUGGACGCAGAACUGUGAACGACAC